Brassica napus (rape) is the source of this 820-nucleotide messenger RNA. RefSeq names its product protein PEROXIN-4. The record is from RefSeq and is a predicted model, not a curated record. The transcript has 6 exons. NCBI's taxonomy places the organism in Eukaryota, Viridiplantae, Streptophyta, Magnoliopsida, Brassicales, Brassicaceae. Bases 197 to 670 code for a protein of 157 amino acids.
AUUCGCGUCCUUUCAUAUGAUAUGACUUCGUUUCUAUGCAUCAAAGUUUCUCCAUUUGCUGAUGAUUUGUGCUGAUCUCCGAGUACACAGAUUGAUACUUUACUUUAGAUUUGCGGAUCUGCUUCUAAUCGAUCCCUGUGAACUUGGCGUGAUCGUCUUCUUUGGGUAAAUUGAGUCUCAAUAGCAUCAUUCAGACAUGCAGCAAUCACGAGCGAGACUGUUCAAGGAAUACAAAGAGGUUCAGCGAGAGAAAGUAGCUGAUCCUGAUAUCCAAUUGGUGUGUGAUGAUACCAACAUUUUCAAAUGGACUGCACUUAUCAAGGGACCGUCGGAGACUCCUUAUGAAGGCGGAGUGUUUCAGCUUGCGUUUGCUGUUCCUGAACCGUAUCCUCUGCAGCCUCCUCAAGUGCGCUUCUUGACCAAAAUAUUCCAUCCCAAUGUGCAUUUCAAGACUGGAGAAAUAUGUCUCGACAUAUUGAAGAACGCGUGGAGCCCUGCGUGGACGCUUCAGUCUGUGUGUAGAGCGAUCAUAGCACUGAUGGCUCAUCCUGAGGCAGACAGUCCUCUCAACUGCGACUCAGGUAACCUUCUAAGAUCUGGAGAUGUGAGAGGGUUCAAUUCAAUGGCACGCAUGUACACACGUCUCGCAGCUAUGCCUAAGAAAGGAUGAUCCUCUCUUGCUUUCCUUUUCUUAUGUCAUCGGGUUAUAACUCGUUUUCUUUGAAUAUGUAAUGAGAAAUGAUUUGGGAAAAUGAAUACAUUAUUAACAAUUCAUAUGUAAGGUAACAAUUUUAUUCAACUAGACACAAGUUACUCAAAA